CCGUCAAACUGCACGCCCCGCGCUUCGCUCCUCUACUUGUUUACCUACCCUUUCAAAUCAGUCUCUUCGUUCUCUGUUUCCGGCAUCUUGUGCUAACACUCGUACCGCAUUUUAUUCUGCUCCUACGCGAAAAGUGGUGAUCCCAGAAUCCCGCUGUUUUAAACCAAAAAAGAGGAAAGUUAGCACAUAAUUUGAAAAAAUGCCAGAAUUGACGGAAAUCUCGGAAAGCACCGCCGCAGCUGCUGCUGCCUCCGCGGCCCCGAGCACUUCCGCCGUGGAAGAGGCCAAGCUGGAGGAUGCCCCCAGCGAUACGGAAUCCGAAGACACAAUCCCAGAGCUGGAGGAUGCAGGAACUGCUGCCGCUCAGCUAUCGACCGGUGGUCUGCAGGAUCUGGUCUCGAAAGCCAAACAGUCCCGUGGUGAGAAGAAGGCCCGCAAAAUCAUGUCCAAGCUCGGCCUGAAGCCGGUGCAGGGCGUCAACCGGGUGACGAUUCGUAAAUCAAAGAACAUUCUGUUCGUGAUAAACAACCCGGACGUCUACAAGAACCCCCAUAGUGACACCUACAUCAUCUUCGGCGAGGCAAAGAUUGAGGACUUGUCCCAGCAGGCCCAGGUGGCCGCUGCCGAGAAGUUCAAGGCUCCGGAAGCCGCCCCGGCCGGUGGAGAAUCCUCUGGCACGACCACCUCUGUUGCCCCGAUUGCCGAAGAAGACGAAGAAGAAGUGGACGACACCGGACUUAUGGAGAAGGAUAUCGAGCUGGUCAUGCAGAACGCCAACGUACCCCGCGCCAAGGCCAUACGAGCGCUCAAAGAGAGUAACUUUGACGUGGUCAACGCGAUUAUGGAGUUGACGAUGUAAAAUGGCAUUUCAGUGUCAACCUGCCUCUUCGGAAUCCCCGCCUCUUUCAAUCAACAACCAACAGCAACAAUUUCUGCUUGUUUCUACUAGUAAUUAACGGCGAAAAACAGUUCACAACAACACAUUAUAUUCAGUUACAGGUCCGCGCUCUGUGGAAAUGCCGUUUCUUCUCGGACAAACCAUACCGUAUAUUAGUAAUUGGAUAUAGAAAGCAGUUCGUUCUAUGUGUACAUCGACUCUUGCUGCCGACUUUGGAUCGGCAACUUGUUUGGGAUAUAACUAUCUACCUACCUACUUGGAACCGAUAAACAACUAUCUGAUACAAUUAUUACUGCAACAUACACAAGCCACACAUACUACAAAUACUAAGUCUAAAUCAUAAAAAAUCACGCUAGUUAAAAAACUUCGAAAAAAUAAUUAAAAAAACACCAAAAAUUGGAAAAGAA
Molecule: messenger RNA, 1305 nt
Organism: Uranotaenia lowii
Lineage: Eukaryota; Metazoa; Arthropoda; Insecta; Diptera; Culicidae
Gene: Nacalpha
Product: nascent polypeptide-associated complex subunit alpha
Exons: 3
Coding region: 200-859 (219 amino acids)
Biological process (GO): protein targeting to membrane
Cellular component (GO): cytoplasm; nascent polypeptide-associated complex
Source: RefSeq, a predicted model, not a curated record